This is a messenger RNA of Dermacentor silvarum, 945 nucleotides long. RefSeq lists its product as uncharacterized. The transcript has 12 exons. The record is from RefSeq and is a predicted model, not a curated record. Lineage: Eukaryota; Metazoa; Arthropoda; Arachnida; Ixodida; Ixodidae. Bases 1 to 945 code for a protein of 314 amino acids.
AUGACGUGCGGGGGAUGGGAGUACCGGCGAGAAGCCAUGUCAGGAGUCGUAUUGCUGCGAGAUUUUGGAUACGGUAUCCCCAAGGACCUGCGGGUUACCUUCGCCGAUAAGCUGCCGGAGGAAGCACUGUGUAUUCAGUGUGACAACGUGUCGGCCCGAUUGUACAGAGAUGCCUGUGGCCACGGCUACUGCACUUCCUGCCGUGCCAUGUGCGAGCGAGACGGAUUCUUCGAGUGCGCUACUUGUCGAAAGAAAUACAAAGCUUGGGAGCUUACUCUAGAUUGCUCUGCACCAGACACAAUAAAGAAAGCGAAAAUCAUCUGUCCCAAGACCAGCCCAGAUAAACCUGUGCUCAUUACCUUCAGCGCCCUCAAGGCCCACCUCAAGUCCUGCGUCUGCAGUGUUGCUAAGGAAGUUACAGAGUCCGAUAUGCAGUCUCCUGGCUUGGCUAUGCUACCACGUCUGCCAGAAAAGCAGGAAAGCGCCGUUUACCCUCCCGGGAGGCAAGAAGAAAACAUGGGUUCCAAGAUGUGCGUGUGCUGCCACUGCGAACAGACGAUACCUAAGAAACUAAUCCGAGACCAUAUGACUGACUGUCAGAAAAAGAUGUCUGAGAGCCUACAUUACGAGGACGCACUCAAUGAGCGAGGAACUUGCGAGGGUUUCAAACAUACGCGACAUGACAGUUCCAGUGACCUCUCCGCAAGUCUUCCGGUGGAAAAAUCACGUUCACAUCAGGUUUUCAUGACAGGUGCAGCAAACGAGUUAACUGCGGAGCACGCCGGUUCUUUGAAUGGCGGCAUGUGCACUACCAGGAAGGAGCCCCCUGUCUCGCCUGCCGACCCCUCCGAUCUGCCACGACUGCUGAAAGUGGCCCUCUCGAAGAUGUGCGACUUGGAACAGGAAGUAACAGAGAAAUCUGAACAGUUCCGCAACGGAGCUUAG